This is a messenger RNA of Arachis stenosperma, 3591 nucleotides long. Its product is annotated as phosphatidate phosphatase PAH1-like. Bases 474 to 3107 code for a protein of 877 amino acids. The record is from RefSeq and is a predicted model, not a curated record. Lineage: Eukaryota; Viridiplantae; Streptophyta; Magnoliopsida; Fabales; Fabaceae. The transcript has 12 exons. Gene Ontology annotation, molecular function: phosphatidate phosphatase activity.
UAAUUACACUUCCACAAGAGCCAGACGAGGUGGUCGGUGUUCCCAUUUAUUCCGAGUUUCAAAAUUUCAGGACCAAGAAAACAAAUGAUAUUACGAAAAAGCCCCCAUAUACGUCUCCAAAUCCUCCAGAACUUGGUACUUUGAAGUGUGAAGUCUCCACACGAAAAAUUGAAAACCACCAAGGAGUAAGAGGAGGAGGAGAAUUAGCAUCAUCAAGAACGGUAGUAGAAGAAUUCGAGAGCACCAUUCCGAAAUUUUGAAAUUCGCCAUCGAUUUUCUGUGGCUCCGAGAUUGGUUUUCUUCAUUUUUUAAUAGUCGGAAUUUCGAAUGAUAUUGUUGAUCAAAGAACUAUAGUAACUUUAAAAGUAACAAAGGUUGAAGGAAUGAUUUGCUGAUAUGGUUUGAGUUUAGUUUUAGAUUGAAAGUGAGGCUUGAACUUUGGGUUGUGUUUUUUGAGCUUCUUUCACAAGAAAAUGAAUGUGGUAGGCAAAGUUGGAAGCUUGAUAACACAAGGUGUGUACUCAGUUGCUACCCCUUUUCACCCUUUUGGUGGUGCUGUUGAUGUGAUUGUUGUUCAGCAGCAAGAUGGGACCUUCCGGAGCACACCUUGGUAUGUUCGGUUUGGUAAGUUUCAGGGUGUUCUCAAAGGCGCCGAAAAGAUUGUUCGGAUAAAUGUUAAUGGUGAUGAAGCCAGCUUUCAUAUGUAUCUUGAUAAUUCUGGGGAGGCUUAUUUUGUGAAGGAGGUGGAUGAUGACAAAGGAAUCGACUCAAAUGCGGAUGCUGUAGGUUCUAAUAAUAAUAGUAACGGUUUUUUGCCUAAUGGCCAUAGACUUGAUCAUAGCAUCUCGGAUUCUGGGGUGCUUAAGUUGAAAAGAGAAAAUGGUGUCUCUGGAGCAAUUCAAAGGGCCGAAUCUGAAGGUGAUCGGAGAUUUUAUGAAUACCAAGAAGAUCAAUCAUCUCUCGCUGAUUCAGUUGACUUCUCAGAAUAUUCCAAUGCGUAUGAUAGUCUAGAGGGAGAGAAUUUUGUUGAUUCACAGGGUUCCCAUCCAGAGAUGGUCUUGGUUGUUGAUGGCCAUGUAUUGACGGCCCCUAUCUCAGAGUCGGAGCAGAAUGAGGAGAAUCUGCAGUUAAAAACCCCUCAAUUUCAUCUUGGCCCGGGUGAAGAGGCUGACAUAUGUGAAGGCAAUGAAGAGCUUAUUUCUGGUGAAAAUUCUUGGGCUGCUAAUUAUAUUGGUCAGCUGGAUGCUACAAAAGCUGAUGGCACGCCAAGAUGCGACGCUAAUGGUGAUGAUUCAAGAUGCGACACUAAUGGUGACGAUAUUACUUCUCAACUCCAGCCAGAAGUUUGUCAACAUGAUGAACAACAUAUUUCUCAUGCCCAGGAGCCCUCGGGUUUAAAAGAAGAUGAUCUUAAAAUGCAAGCUGAUUCAGAAAUGGUUGGAUCUGCUAUUGUGACACAGAAGGUUUCCAAAAGCUGUUUGGGGCCACUAAAUUUAUCUCGGCAAGGUGGAAAUGUCACUUUUCAAAUUUCACCAGAGGGAUCUAAUGCAUGUUUUCCAGCUGAUGAUCGAAUUAAACAAAAGAGCUUUAUACAACAUCAAGAAGAGUUAUCUACUGGUUCUACUUCAUCGAAUGGCCAUGGAUCACCAAAUUCAGUAUUGCAGCUUCCAGAGGUUGACAAUAAUGCAUCUGGAGAAGUUGAGAUUAGUUCUGGCCCUUGUUCUGUUGCUAUUGGUACUGAACAGAACAAUGGACACGAUUGCAUGUUGAGCUCUAAUGGUGGUGUAGAUGAGAGUCAACAAGCCCCUGCACUUGAAGAUAUUAGUGAUAAAAGUGAGGUAGUGGAACCCGAUAGAGACACUUCAGAUAAAGGGGACCAAAGUCAUUCGGGUUUGGGAUUUGAGAUCUCACUUUGUGGUCAUGAACUUAAGGUGGGUAUGGGUUUGGAAGCUGCUGCGGAAGUGUUUGAAGCACAUCGUGUUUCUGCAGAGGACUUUACAUGCUCUGCGCCAUCGAUAAUUAAGAAUCAAAAUCUUAUUAUCAAGUUUAAAGAGAGGUACUUGACAUGGGAAAAGGCUGCUCCUAUUGUUCUUGGAAUUGCUGCCUAUGGUUUAGAUUUACCUGUUGAGCCAAAAGAUACAAUUAAUGUGGAACAAGAUUACUCGCUGAAGUCUAAAGAUGAUGAGCCUGGGUCAUCGUCAUCUGGACGAAGAUGGAGACUGUGGCCAAUACCUUUUAGAAAGGUCAAGACUCUUGAGCACUCUACUAGCAAUGACUCGAAUGAAGACGUGUUUUUGGAUUCCGAGUCCACACUUGUAGAGCCUUCUGGUACCCAGGGAAUUUCUCGUAAGCAAUUUGUAAGGACAAAUGUUCCGACUAAUGAGCAGAUAGCAUCCUUGGAUCUUAAAGAUGGUCAAAAUUUGGUAACCUUCAGUUUCUCUACAAGGGUUCUCGGAACACAACAGGUUGAUGCUCACAUAUAUUUGUGGAAGUGGAACACAAGAAUUGUGAUUUCAGAUGUUGAUGGAACUAUUACCAAGUCUGAUGUUUUGGGGCAAUUCAUGCCCUUAGUUGGCAGAGAUUGGACACAAUCUGGAGUAGCAAGGCUUUUCUCUGCCAUUAAGGAAAAUGGAUACCAGCUACUAUUUCUGAGUGCCCGUGCGAUUGUACAAGCAUAUCUAACCCGGAACUUCUUGCUUAACAUAAAGCAGGAUGGGAAAACCCUACCAAAUGGACCUGUUGUUAUUUCACCAGAUGGUUUAUUUCCAUCACUUUUCCGAGAAGUGAUAAGAAGAGCACCACAUGAAUUCAAGAUAGCUUGUUUGGAGGACAUCAGAAGACUUUUCCCUCCAGACUAUAAUCCAUUCUAUGCCGGGUUUGGUAAUCGAGACACUGAUGAACUUAGUUACCUAAAGAUUGGAAUUCCCAAAGGCAAGAUAUUCAUUAUUAACCCCAAGGGUGAGGUGGCGAUUAGUCGUAUCAGUACAAAAUCGUAUACAUCGUUACACACACUUGUGAAUGACAUGUUUCCCCCUACUUCGCUUGUUGAACAGGAGGACUACAACUCAUGGAACUAUUGGAGAAUGCCAUUACCAGAUAUUGAUUAGUUCAAUGCUUGGAUAAGGAACCUUUGCUAUGGAACCACCCAAAAGAUGUUAACCAAAACAGCCAGCAUUCAUCCAAUGUGACCCAUUUCAUGUGCCAUAAUUGAUUGGAAAGUAAUAUCAAUCUCAUAAUGCAAAAUAUUGAUGGGCAUGAAAGUUUCUGCAGAACACUAAAUUGUGAUGAUCAUGCAAGAGCUUUCCUCCAUUUCUUUUCUUUAAAUGAUCAUGCAAGAGCUUUCCUCCAUUUCUUUUCUUUAAAUUUGAUUCCACAUUAUAUAUUGAUCAGCUUUCCUCCAUUUCUUUUCUUUAAAUUUGAUUCCACAUUAUAUAUUGAUCUGGAUUCAUUACAAUCCAGCCAUCAACAGAACUGUAGAACAGUUUGGCUCACAUGUUGUAUUGUACUAAACCUUGUAUAAUUUUGUCAUUCGGGAUGAUCAUUGAAUAAUGAUGGCAUGAGUGCUUGCUAAAUCAGAUAUAUUUAUGUCCA